Molecule: messenger RNA, 2130 nt
Organism: Castor canadensis (American beaver)
Lineage: Eukaryota; Metazoa; Chordata; Mammalia; Rodentia; Castoridae
Gene: Nox1
Product: NADPH oxidase 1
Biological process (GO): defense response; superoxide anion generation
Cellular component (GO): NADPH oxidase complex; plasma membrane
Molecular function (GO): superoxide-generating NAD(P)H oxidase activity
Source: RefSeq, a predicted model, not a curated record
GCUGAUAACAUAGUUCCGUCCAGAGAAGGAAGCCAGAAUACACUGCAAGCUUUGCGAGUAGGUGUGCAUUUUUCCCAUCUUAAAGCCUCACAGACUCUGAGCUGCACAGAUGCCCCAACCCUGAAGGACUGCUCCAGAAGUGAGACUGCUGAAUCUGCCCUGGUCCUGUGGAGGCUCCAAACCCUUGACAAUGGGCAGCUGGGUGGUUAACCACUGGUUCUCCGUUUUGUUUCUGGCUGCUUGGUUGGGGCUGAAUAUUUUCCUGUUUGUACAAGCCUUCCUGAACUUUGAGAAGAAUGACAAGUACUAUUACACGAGACAAAUUCUUGGGACGGCAUUGGCUGUGGCCCGAGCCUCUGCUCGCUGCUUGAAUUUUAACAGCAUGGUGAUCCUGAUUCCUGUGUGUCGCAAUCUGCUGUCCUUCCUGAGGGGCUCCUGCUCAUUCUGCAGCCGUACACUGAGAAAGCCAUUGGAUCACAACCUCACCUUCCAUAAGCUGGUGGCAUAUAUGAUCUGUGCACUAACAGCUAUUCAUGUCAUUGCACACCUGUUUAACUUUGAAAACUACAGUAGAAGCCAACAGGCCCCUGCUGGAUCUCUUGCCUCCGCUCUCUCCAGCCUAUCUCAUCAUGAGAAAGAAGGGGGUUCUUGGCUAAAUCCCAUACAAUCCCCAGACAUGACAGUGAUGUAUGUAACAUUCACGACCAUUGCUGGUCUCACUGGAGUGAUCAUCACAUUAGCCUUGAUUCUCAUAGUAACUUCAGCUACAGAGUUUAUCCGGAGGAAUUAUUUUGAGGUCUUCUGGUAUACACACCACCUCUUUUUCGUCUAUAUCCUCUGCUUAGUGCUUCAUGGCAUUGGGGGAAUUGUCCGGGGUCAAACAGAGAAGAGCAUGCAUGAGAGUCAUCCCCAGAAGUGUGCAGAGUCUUUUCAGAAGUGGGAUAACAAUGAUUCUGGCUGCAGGCGUCCUCAAUUUGAGGGGAACCCUGCUGAGUCUUGGAAGUGGAUCCUUGCACCCUUCAUUCUAUAUAUCUUUGAAAGAAUCCUUCGGUUUUGUCGCUCCCAGCAGAAGGUUGUGAUUACCAAGGUUGUCAAGCACCCAUCCAAAGUUUUGGAACUGCAGCUGAACAAGCAUGGCUUUAGUAUGGAAGUGGGACAGUACAUCUUUGUUAAUUGUCCCUCAAUCUCUCUUUUGGAGUGGCAUCCCUUUACUCUGACUUCUGCUCCAGAGGAAGAUUUCUUUUCCAUUCAUGUCCGAGUAGCAGGGGACUGGACAGAAAAUCUCAUAAAGGUCUUUGAACAACAACAUUCACCAAUGCCCAGGAUAAAGGUGGAUGGACCCUUUGGCACAGUCAGUGAGGAUGUUUUCCAGUAUGAAGUGGCUGUGCUUAUUGGAGCAGGAAUUGGGGUCACACCCUUUGCUUCCAUCUUGAAAUCCAUUUGGUACAAAUUCCAGCGUGAAGACCACAACCUCAAAACACAAAAGAUCUAUUUCUACUGGAUCUGCAGGGAGACGGGCGCCUUUGCCUGGUUCAAUGACCUAUUGGCUUCCCUGGAACAAGAGAUGGAGGAAUUAGGCAAAGUGGGUUUCUUAAACUACCGUCUCUUCCUCACUGGAUGGGAUAACAACAUUGCUGGUCAUGCAGCAUUAAAUUUUGACAAGGCCACUGACAUCCUGACAGGUCUGAAACAGAAAACCUUCUUUGGGAGACCAAUGUGGGACAAUGAGUUUUCUACAAUAGCUACUGCCCACCCCAAGUCUGUGGUGGGGGUUUUCUUAUGUGGUCCUCGGACUUUGGCAAAAAGCCUGCGUAAAUGCUGUCACCGAUACUCCAGUCUGGAUCCUAGGAAAGUUCAAUUUUACUUCAACAAAGAAAAUUUCUGAAUUACAGAAAUAAGCACAGUUGGCAUUUUGUCUCUCCUUUGUAUCUUCAACAACUUACUUGGUCUGCCAGGUUUGGGCAGCCACUUUAGGAUAACAUUGUGCCUCUCAAGCCUUGACUCCCUGAAUUUUUUUUCCACUGCAUUCAACUUCAUUGUAUACUUGAGCUUCAACCUAAGAACUUCAGAAGUUAAAACUGCAAAGCCCGUGGAUCCUUUUUUGGGAAAACAAUUGCAAGUCCUUCUGGA